UUGCGCGACGAAGAAAUGCCAUACGAAGAUUUGUCCUGGAAUCGACUUAGAAAGGCUUCAAUUGACGUGACCGAAGAGAGGCGAGAAGCCGAAGAUAGACCGACUCCAAACGGUGCCCAGUGCAAUCAUGCUUCUGGUGCGGAGUUGUCAGGAUGGAGUCUGAGGAAUCAAGAAAGGCAGAGGACCUGCGUAUGAAGGAACCAGCCCUGCGGAUGAAGUUCUGAGGUGCAUACAGAGGGAUCCCACUGAAAGACCAGGUGCAAUGCUGCAUUGAUAAGAUCCAGAUUCAAGAGCAUGGAUGCUACCAGAUCCUGUGAUUUGAAGUUACCAGUGUCACUGCUGCUACAAAUGACAUCAGCAACACUUCCUUUGGUGAAAGUUUAGAGGAGCAAACAGUUGGUGCUCUGUGUAGUCAGGCAGUGGAGUUUUGCCACAAUCAUGAAGGUGUCAAUUUUUGCUCUGGCUUCUGGGACACCUUGGAUCUACAUUGCAACCUAUGCUAGUGUUCAACAUUUCGUGCCAUAGUAUCACUGAUGCAAAGCGUGUUGCAUCAUACACAAAUGAGAGCCAACAAAUUGUCAGAUAUUUUCUAGUGAUAGAGAACUGCAUGCCUUAAGCAAUUGUUGAAGGUGAUAAGUGGUGAAUGGUAGGGCUCAGCCACUCAGCUCCUUCCUUCAAAAGCUAUCAAUCAGCUCUAGAAGAGUAGUCAUAGCAAUGCUUCAUAUGUGAAGGCUACUUGCCUCAACAGAACAUUGUGGAUUUGUUAAUUAAGUACCUCUUUAUUACAAGUUUGUGCCCAUUACAAGCCAAGCUUAGUUUACUUAGUUUGUUGCAAGUUUUCCAGGCAGCCUUCACACUUGUGUCGCUGAAUAUUUAACUUUAACUGAUAGACCGACGAGAUAUUGUCCCUUUCGCAUCAGAUUGUAAUCAGUCAGUCAUGUUGGUAGAAGGUACAGUCUGUCUUAAAAGUAUACCGCGCAAAGUGACGGUGGAUCCAUCAAGCCUGACCGAGGAAGGGCCUGCUAUAAUUUGAAAGUCACCGAACCAAUUGACCUGGGGAACGGACGAGGAUGUCAUAUAGAGCCACGCAGAAAUCGCCGGUGAUUCGUUGCCCAUCAUUACAGAAUGAACGCAUGCCGGAUGAAGGGUUAUGUCAAUAGUCUGUACAAACUACAGGAUGUGAUUGACUUAUCUGACAGUGACGAGCGCUAGAGGUCAACUUAAGACCGUAGGUAUGCGUUCUUGUCAUGGAAUGUGUGCUGUAAAUCGAUUGUUUCAUGCGUGUGAAUAUAUGUCUGAAUGUAAUAAGGUUUUUAAUUUCAACUGUGUAAGUUAAAAUAUGUGAUAACAUCGUAUCUUUCGUACUCCGUAGCUUUUGGUGACCAUUCGAUCAGCUAGCUCCCUUUCCUUCCGCUCAAUGACGAUGUAGUAGUUUGCCUUUCACACGCGUCAUUGUCUUCCUAAUAUCGAAAUCAACUGUAGCUACUCAUUUUAGCAAAAUGAUGAACCUGAAAAAGACAUGAAACGCAGUUUCCGUUCGCGGCGCGUCGGCCGCCGUCGCCGCCCGCAGUGUUAUCCCCGGCCUGGCCGGCGCCCGGCCGGCGCGUUGUGUCCAAAGCAUACGGUGCUGCCACCUGGCGAGACUUUUUGGAACUCUUAGCGCGAACAUCCCCAUUAUAGAGUUCAGUGAUAUAACAACAUAUUGAUAUUAGUGAAUGUUUAUUUUUGUUACUUUUCAUAAACCCUCCAGUUUCCAGGGUCUGCAUGCAAAAGUUCUGUUAUUUUAGAGUCAAGCUAUUGUACUUAGGGAUUUAUUUUGGCAAUUUAGUCAUGUGUUAGGUUAUAAGGCUGCAGAAACUUUUAGUUGAGGUUGGUAUCCACUAUCCAGUUGCAGCUAUAAUUGUGUCAUAUUUUGUAUCAUUUUCUGAACAUGUAAACACCUACCUUACCUUACCUUACCUUAGUUGGUCAUCGGGUUAUAAGGCCACUCGGCCUAUGGGUCCCGCUCGUAUCGAGUGAAAGGCAUAAUCGGAGAGGCUAUGGUCGAAUACCUAUAACCUAUGUGAAACGUACCUAUGGCUACCUAUAUGAAUUCAAAUAUUGUGAUUGUAGAAAAGCAGUUACCCUCACAUUGCAGCGGGGAUUAGAACAAUUAACCACACUUGUUAUACUAAAAGCCUGUUUGCCAUCAAUUUUGGGAAUUCAAAUUGGGUAAUGGUAAGGUAGACGUAGCACAAGCUGCCCUAUGCACGAGAAUGGGUUUUUCUAACCAAACCUUACCUAACCUGACCUACAACCUACAGCCUUAAACCUAAAAUUUACAACCUACGACCUAGUCCUACGGUAUGGCAUAUCACGACAGCUUGUGCUUCGUCUGCUACCAUGACCCAACUUUGUUCCAAUUCAUACCAACUUGGGAUGACAGUCACUGCAGAUGUGUGCUGACCAUGCAGGUCUUUGUUACAAUUGCAAUUCUAUUGCGUUACAGGUUCGGAGAAUGGGUUUUUCUAACCAAACCUUACCUAACCUGACCUACAACCUACAGCCUUAAACCUAAAAUUUACAACCUACGACCUAGUCCUACGGUAUGGCAUAUCACGACAGCUUGUGCUACGUCUGCUACCAUGACCCAACUUUGUUCCAAUUCAUACCAACUUGGGAUGACAGUCACUGCAGAUGUGUGCUGACCAUGCAGGUCUUUGUUACAAUUGCAAUUCUAUUGCGUUACAGGUUCGGCGUUCUACAGCUGCGACCCGCCAUGGCUGGGCCACCGCGGCGGCAUCACCUUCAGGGUGGACCUGCGUCCUGCCCGUGGCCACCCGCCGGUCGGACCCGCCUGCAGUCCGCAGGGAAGCUGCCCUGCGAGCCAUUGCAGAGCUCCCGCACCCGGACGUCACUAUCUGGUCGGACGGCUCGGCUCGCGGCGGGACGGAACAGGGCGGCGCAGGCGCGCUGAUCCAGUUCCACCACCUCAACAGAGAAGAGACCGUGCUCCAGGGGCGGUCUGCUCCAGCCUAAGAGCAGAACUGACCGCCAUGCGCGAGGCGUUCGCGGCUGUGGCCGGCCUGGAGGACGGGGAGUUGGCAUCGACCAAGUCGGUUCGGUCCGCCUCCUCACCGACUCUAGGUCUGGGCUCCAACUACUCGGCCGCGGCCCAGCUAACCAGACCAUGGCCCUGGCCGCCGAGGUCUGGAGGCUGCUGAGCACCCUCGCCGAGAACGGCACCGAGACGGUGCUCCAGUGGGUGCCAGGCCAUGCCGGGCUGGACGGCAACGAAACCGCCGACCGCCUGGCUGGCGAGGACACGGCGGGCGACCAAGACAGCGCACCGAUCGACCUGUCGAGUGCGCGGGCCGCCGUCACGCGCCAUGUCCGGGAGCUGUCGCGACAGAGGGCAACCGCUGCCCACCCGCACCCGGACCCCACGCCUGGCCACGACUCCCUGGCGCGCUGGGGGUCGGUCACGGUGACGCUGUCCCAGCUGAGGACCGGCACAUCACCGCUGACCCGUGACACGCUCCACAAGAUUGGCCUGGCAGCCGACGACGAAUGCCCCGCGUGCGGGGAGCCCGACAGCGCGGCGCACCUACUGACCGAUUGUCCGGCCUAUGAGGCGGCCAGCCGCCGCCGCUGGGGUGUCGACCCUCGCCUGGUCGACGUCCUCGGCGGCCCGGCGACGAAGGUCGUCACCUUCAUCGAGGAUGUUGGGCGGACCGAGCUGCCGCUCGACCCGCCGCCCCCCUGAGCGGGUUGGCGGUGGGAUGCAGAAGAAGAAGAAGAAGCAACUGCCAGCGCGCCACGGCGGCGAAGCCGAGUUCCGCCGCUGGACCGCCCGCGCAAUGGCCAGCACAGACAAGAGACAACCGAAUCACAACACCUACAAUUACGUUAUUGUUAUGGUAUUGUUACAAUUAACCCUGCUCUUUCGAGCGUGGAUGCACGCUGAAAUUGUCGCAUAAUUCCAUGCAGCUUCCACCCUUCUGCAAUACAAAGCUUGAAUACAAAGUAGUCUUGCAAUAGGUUUAGAACUUAUGUGCAGAUUGUCGAUGCUGGUUGACUUGAUGAUUGGAAUUGUGUUUAUCUGUUUCAUCUGUUUUGACUUAAAUAUAUGGCCAUGGACUUUGGCCUACCUU
Molecule: messenger RNA, 4133 nt
Organism: Amphibalanus amphitrite
Lineage: Eukaryota; Metazoa; Arthropoda; Thecostraca; Balanomorpha; Balanidae
Exons: 3
Coding region: 3170-3745 (191 amino acids)
Molecular function (GO): RNA-DNA hybrid ribonuclease activity; nucleic acid binding
Source: RefSeq, a predicted model, not a curated record